Messenger RNA from Plasmopara halstedii, 168 nucleotides. RefSeq lists its product as uncharacterized. Bases 1 to 168 code for a protein of 55 amino acids. The transcript is spliced from 2 exons. The record is from RefSeq and is a predicted model, not a curated record. Lineage: Eukaryota; Oomycota; Peronosporomycetes; Peronosporales; Peronosporaceae.
AUGAACUUUCAAGAUUCUGCCAGAAUCGGCACACUUUCCUGGGGAUGCUGCGCAUGUCGCGAGGUAUCACCUGCUGUUAAUUUGCUCACGCAAUCGCAAGUGCUUAUUCUUGUAAACUAUUAUGUAGUUGAAGAUGGUCUCUACUUUUCACACAGUGAGAGACGUUAG